AUGGCUCUGCCGAGUUCACCAUUCGCUACCUCGUCGUCCGUAGCAGGAAGCGGCGAAAUCCUUCUAGCCCUCCUCCCGCCAGAGAGGCAAGUUCUCUCGAGAUGUGCAUACCAAUACCCUCUCAAACUCGUCGCUCCUGAUCCUCACCAUUCGAGCGAAGGAAAGCACGUGACGGUCGUCUUCCUGCUCACCUAUGGAGGCGGGUUGGUUGGUGGUGACCAGAUUGCCCUCAAAGUCGACCUGCAAGAUGCCACGAGGCUUGUCCUCGUCACGCAAGGAAGUACCAAGAUCUUCAAGUCUCCUCAGAGGUCCGUCGUCAGCCGACAAACCCUCGACGUCAGGAUCGGAUCUCAUGCUUCCUUGUGCUAUUUGCCAGAUCCGACUCAGCCGUUCGCGGAGAGCGUCUACGAGCAGAAGCAGACAUUUUAUGUGCAGCCUGACGCCACCAGCAGUUUGUUGAUGCUGGACUGGGUCAGUGAAGGCCGUCGCGCAAGGGGCGAGAGCUGGACACUAUGGAGCUGGAAAGGCAGGAAUGAGGUCAGGGAAUUCGAUGAGCAGUCAAAAGGAAGACUCCUGCUUCGCGAUGCCGUUAUGCUCUAUGAGGAUGGGCUUGGAGGCACGGGAUUGUUGGACAAGUCGAACAACAUGGGUAUAUUUGGAACGUUGAUCAUUUACGGCCAUGUCUUCAACAAACUCGGGGAGUUCUUCAUACAGAAAUUCACAAGCCAGCCUCGCAUCGGAGCCAAAAACUGGACGCCAAACGAAAGCACAGAACAGGCGACAGGGGCUGACAAGGCUGAACAACAGGAAAAACAAGACGGUAUCCUAUGGACUGCGGCAAAGACGAGGGGCUUCGUCCUAGUCAAAUUCGGUGCUAAGGAGGUCGAUGGCGCAAAAAGAUGGCUUGGAAGACUUCUGAAAGAUGAAGGGACAGUCGAACGAGUGUUUGGACAUCAAGCGCUCAUGUGCCUCAAGUGA
Messenger RNA from Fonsecaea nubica, 978 nucleotides. RefSeq lists its product as hypothetical. The transcript has a single exon. Gene Ontology annotation, molecular function: nickel cation binding. The record is from RefSeq and is a predicted model, not a curated record. Lineage: Eukaryota; Fungi; Ascomycota; Eurotiomycetes; Chaetothyriales; Herpotrichiellaceae. The coding region runs from base 1 to 978 and encodes 325 amino acids.